CACUGAAUAAAUUCAUUUGCUCUUUCUCUUCUUUUCGCCGAUCUAUAGUCUGCGCGAGCCAGUACAAAAAGAGGCAGCGAGAGUUUGGAGGGGAAGAGCAAAAAUGGAAGAAGUGAUGGAAGUCGCCGCUCAGAUUCCUCAGGAACAAACCCCUCAGACAGGCAUCUUGCUGUUCAAUCGCUGGACCUACGAUGAAGUUCAGGUUAGCGAUAUAUCGGUGGAUGACUAUAUUACUGCUACUGCUUCCAAGCAUCCCACAUAUACCCCACACACUGCUGGUAGGUAUCAAGCAAAGAGGUUCAGAAAGGCACAAUGCCCCAUUGUGGAGAGGCUGGUGAACUCUUUGAUGAUGCACGGGAGGAACAAUGGCAAGAAGCUAAUGGCUGUCCGCAUUGUCAAGCAUGCGAUGGAAAUCAUCCAUUUGCUUACUGAUUCUAACCCAAUUCAAGUCAUUGUGGAUGCUGUCAUCAACAGUGGCCCAAGGGAAGAUGCUACCCGUAUUGGAUCUGCUGGUGUUGUAAGGCGCCAGGCUGUUGAUAUCUCUCCUCUCCGCCGUGUCAACCAGGCUAUUUAUCUGCUCACUUCAGGUGCUCGCCAAAGUGCCUUCCGCAACAUUAAAACAAUUGCAGAGUGCCUUGCUGAUGAGCUCAUCAAUGCUGCCAAGGGCUCUUCUAACAGUUAUGCAAUCAAGAAGAAGGAUGAGAUUGAGAGAGUUGCCAAGGCUAACCGUUAAGAG
Molecule: messenger RNA, 736 nt
Organism: Cuscuta campestris
Lineage: Eukaryota; Viridiplantae; Streptophyta; Magnoliopsida; Solanales; Convolvulaceae
Source: the annotation of a GenBank genome assembly